GUCUUCUCUUUUGUGUGAAGAGAGUUGGUGAAGGUUGUUUCUGUUGUGUCUUUGGGCGUCUCCAUCAUUGGUUGCGUCUCUGAAUGCAUGCAUGCUACAUGCUCUCUAAAAUUCAUUCCGCCCACCACAUUUGUGUCUCUACCGUAUAUAGCUACAGUACUAUUAAUAGCUAGCUAGAUGUCAGCCCGAGAAAGGUCAAUCGAAGUGACGGCCGAAGACGCCGCCGCAUUGGCGGCCAAAGCCUUUUCUUCUCCGACUUCCAGUGCUGGUACUCGACCCACCAUCACUAUUAAUACUCCCUCCUCGUCCUCCUCUGCCAGUGUCAAGAAGAGAAUAUCGAAUCUGAUCAAGUUGAGAACUCCCAAGACAAACAAGACCAGUCCUUCCUCACAACAGUCAACUCCUACGGUUGGAGUCAGUACUACUACCGGUAGUACUCGUACAACUAUUAAUAAUAAUGCCAGCAGCAGUCGAGAUGUGUGCGAUGGCGACACCACCGCCAGUGAAAUUUUAGCCAGACCCUACUACGCUCCGAGUCUUCAGAUUAUCAGUAGCACCACCAACGACGUCGACAAUUUUUCCUUCAACAGUGAAUCCAUGGGACAAACUCCCACCCCCACAGUGUGCAGUCUAGACACGGUCAAAGCAUCCAAUCGACAACAACAAGUACCACAACAACAACAAAUGGGCGAAGAAAAUGCAAACAAAAACAAAUCUCCUUGGAAAAAACUCAAACAGUUUAUUGGAAUUCCACAGAGUACCAGCACUGCCGGCAGAAAACAACUGGGAGAGAUUGAUCCAGGAGAAGAUUCACCACCCAUUCCACGAACACACUCCAAAUCAGAAGAUUUCAGAAACAACGACAAUGGGGAACCAUCCUCCGUCACUUCGCCACCCUCGAGAAGAAGAAUUGCUAGUAUGGACUUUCCAUCCAAGGCUCAGUUUCGAAACAAACAGCAAAAACAAUCCUCCAAACAAGUCGUCGUUAAACAAGAGCGACAAACAAUGCUGGAUGAUGCCCUAAGGGGACGUCUAGAUGGAAUGGAUUACCUGUCUCUGGGGCCUGCCAAUCUCAUCUCUCUAGAACGACAGCCAUCGGGAUCCAAAAGCGACGCUUCCUGCACGCCCUGGGAACCAGCACCAUCAUUCUCGUUUGCCGGACGAUCCACACACUACUCUACCAAGCAAAUGGUGACCGACAUGAUGUGGAAUGCCACUGCAGGACGAAAGUCUCCAGAAAUUGUACUGGAAGGAUUCUUUCGAGAUGAUCGCUGGAUUGUCACACUCGACGUUCCUCCUCCAAGAGAACAACAAUACGCAAACUGGAACAGUACGGCUGCACCUGCUACUACUACUGCAACCAAUAGCUGCACUGUUGUGGAUGUCGAUGACGCUAGUAACUACCUCUUUUGCAGUGGCGAAAACCAUCAGUCUCCCGAACGCUGCAACUAUAGUCCCGAACAACUGCCUCUCAUGCAAUUAACCGAUGAAGAAGAGCAUUCCCAUUCCACCACUGAAGAAAUCAUUCCUCGACACAAACUCUGGGGAUCCAUGUGGGGAGCAGAAAACAAACCACCGCCCAAACCUUCCCUCAUGUCAUCCGUAGAAGAUGUCGAUCAGUCGGGAGAAAACAUUCUGGAAAUGGCCGCGUCCUGCAGUGUGCCCAUUGACGUCGAUGAAGAUACUUUCAUGAUUAGCAACGCACUACAUUUGCAAGCCGUACACGAUCUGGCAAGUGUCCCUCUGCAGCAUGGAAGAUUCGAUGAGGCCAUGCUGAUUUUCAACAAGUUGCUACGUGGUAUUCAAAUACAAGAAGAGGAUCCUUUGAGACAUUUAGAAGGAGUGACCUUGCACAAUAUGACAGUCAUCCUCAUGUGGCAAGACAAGUACGAAGAGGCCCUGGAAAGUAUUGGCAAAGCAAUCCAAGCAAGAUUGCAAUUUCUCCCGGACAAACAUCCAGAUAUUGCCGUUUCAUUGGUACGGCAGGGGUAUGCCUAUUUCGCAGUGGAAAAAUUUGAUCUAGCAGAAGCUUCCUUCCUGGCAGCAGGGGAUAUUUUUGUCGACGGCAACAUUUGCAAGGCCAAGGUUCUUUCCAAUCUGGGGGUGGCACGGUACCAGAGAGGGGACGAUACUGGGGCGUUGAAAAAUUUCACCGAUGCUCUGGAAAUACAACGCAUGUGGUUGCAGGGUGCGGUUCGAAGAGAGGCAAAUGUCUUUGGUGCCGCUGUGAUCUUGGGCAACAUGGGAAAGAUACACAUCAAACGAGGAGACUAUGAUUUGGCAGUGUCUGUUUACGAGGAGGCGCUGUUGCUACAGACAACCAUUUUCAGGGCAGACGAUGACACCGUCUUGGCGUGCCUCGUGAGUCUGGCACUGGCAUGGGCCUUCAAUGCACAACCGCAAAAAGCAGUACAGAUUUUGAGUGGUGUGUUACGUUCUCAAAUCAAACGAUUCGGACCGGGGACUCCCAUCACAGUCGAAACAACCGGAACAAUAGGGUUUCUCCACUUUGGUCUUGGCAACUAUGAGGACGCCUUGAAAUGCUGUGCCCCCGUAUUGAAGUGGCAGAAAGCAAAUCUAGAUGCCGGGCAUCCAGCUCUGCGCAAGACCAAGGAUAUCAUGAAACGAAUCAAGAAAUCAGUCCAAGCUGUAUGGGUUUAAGUAGUAGCAAAGAAGAAUUCAUCGCCUUCCU
Messenger RNA from Seminavis robusta, 2692 nucleotides. Lineage: Eukaryota; Bacillariophyta; Bacillariophyceae; Naviculales; Naviculaceae. The record is from the annotation of a GenBank genome assembly.